Molecule: messenger RNA, 641 nt
Organism: Cydia amplana
Lineage: Eukaryota; Metazoa; Arthropoda; Insecta; Lepidoptera; Tortricidae
Gene: Adi1
Product: acireductone dioxygenase
Exons: 4
Coding region: 48-602 (184 amino acids)
Molecular function (GO): acireductone dioxygenase [iron(II)-requiring] activity
Source: RefSeq, a predicted model, not a curated record
CUUUGCAUUAAUUAUUUCUUUAUUUAUUUGUAUUUUCUUUUUACAAAAUGGUGAAAGCCUGGUAUAUGGACGACGAUAAGAAUGAUCAGCGUGCGGAACAUCACAGGAACCCGCCUCAGUUUGUAUCUCUCGAUGAAUUGUAUAAGAAAACUGGUGUGGAAUACUUUAGCCUAAAUGUGGAUACACAUGAGACUGACGGAGUCCUAGACAAGAUAAAGAAGGACCGCGGCUACACCUACGAGGACAGAAUGGAGGCUUCCAAGGCAACCCUGCCCAACUAUGAAGAGAAACUGGUUGCCUUCUACACUGAGCACUUGCAUACUGAUGAAGAGAUAAGGUUUGUGCUGGAUGGCUCCGGCUACUUUGACGUGCGUGACCGUGACGACCAGUGGAUCCGCAUCGAAGUGACCCCAGGGGACAUGCUGGUGCUCCCCAGUGGUAUCUACCACCGCUUCACUCUUGACUUCAAUAACUACAUAAAAGUGAAGAGGUUCUUUAUCGGUGAGCCGGUGUGGGCCGCGCACAACCGCCCCUCCGACAACAUGGACGCUCGCCGGGAAUAUGUGGAGAAACUUACUAAGGGAUUCGUGGCCGCUUGCUAACUGGGUUUCACAUUCCGACUUUCCCACUCACAAAACUUC